Molecule: messenger RNA, 1245 nt
Organism: Telopea speciosissima
Lineage: Eukaryota; Viridiplantae; Streptophyta; Magnoliopsida; Proteales; Proteaceae
Product: protein SGT1 homolog B-like
Exons: 10
Coding region: 64-1182 (372 amino acids)
Biological process (GO): defense response to fungus; protein stabilization
Cellular component (GO): cytoplasm; nucleus
Molecular function (GO): protein-folding chaperone binding
Source: RefSeq, a predicted model, not a curated record
CAAAGACGCAAAGCGAAUUCUUCCUUUCUCUGGUCUGGUUUUCUGUUUAUCUAACCUUUGUCAAUGGCGUCUGAUCUUGAGAAGAGGGCUAAGGAGGCCUUCGUGGAUGAUAAUUUCGAGCUUUCUGUUGCUCUUUAUACACAGGCCAUCGAUAUCGACCCCAAUAAUGCAUAUCUUUAUGCAGACCGUGCCCAAGCCAAUAUCAAGCUUAAGAAUUUUACUGAGGCCGUUGCUGAUGCAAACAGAGCAAUUGAAUUGGACUCUUCAAUGGCUAAGGCAUACCUACGCAAAGCUACUGCAUGUAUCAAUCUUGAAGAAUAUCAGACUGCUAAAGCAGCCCUUGAGGCAGGGGCAUCUUUAGCGCCAGACGAUUCAAGGUUUACCAGUUUGAUUAAGGACUGCAAUGACUGUAUCGCAGAGGAAACUGGUGAUAUAACUAAGCAUUCAACACAAAGUACUCUACCAAAUGCUGUGACUCCUGCUGAGUCACAUUUAUCAAAUGGAACUGUAAAAGAUUCUGUUCUGAGUCAGGAAAGCCCGCAACCAUUGGUGACAUCAGCCAAACCAAAAUACAGGUAUGAAUACUACCAGAAGACAGACGAAGUAGUUGUGACCAUAUUUGCUAAGGGAAUACCAUCCAAAAAUGUGGCUGUUGAAUUUGGUGAACAGAUUCUAAGUGUUACCAUUGAUGUUGCUGGAGAAGAUCAAUAUAUUUUUCAAACUCGCUUGUUUGGGAAGAUAAUACCUGAGAAAUGCAGAUAUGAUGUUCUGUCAACCAAAGUUGAGAUUCGACUUGCAAAAACUGAAGCCAUCAACUGGACGUCUUUGGAAUUCAGUAGGGGAAAUACAAUUACACAGAAGAUCAAUGCCCCAUCAGUUGGAGGUACUGGAACUGCUCGACCUACAUAUCCAUCUUCAAGAACGAAUGCAGUUGAUUGGGAUAAGCUAGAAGCCGAAGUCAAGAAGGAGGAGAAGGAAGAAAAGCUAGAUGGAGAUGCAGCUUUGAAUAAACUGUUCCGGGACAUAUAUCAAGAUGCUGAUGAGGACACCCGGCGAGCCAUGAGGAAAUCUUUUGUGGAGUCGCAUGGGACAGUUUUGUCCACAAACUGGAAAGAAGUGGGUGCAAAGAAGGUGGAAGGCAGUCCUCCAGACGGCAUGGAGCUUAAGAAAUGGGAGUAUUAGAUUGUUCAGUGGCUCGAUUCUACUGCAGAUUCUGUGAUUCCUUCUCUCUCUCUCUCUCUCUCU